Molecule: messenger RNA, 6259 nt
Organism: Clupea harengus (Atlantic herring)
Lineage: Eukaryota; Metazoa; Chordata; Actinopteri; Clupeiformes; Clupeidae
Product: autophagy related 2B
Exons: 42
Coding region: 95-6196 (2033 amino acids)
Biological process (GO): piecemeal microautophagy of the nucleus; autophagosome assembly; glycophagy
Cellular component (GO): phagophore; phagophore assembly site
Molecular function (GO): protein-membrane adaptor activity; phosphatidylinositol-3-phosphate binding
Source: RefSeq, a predicted model, not a curated record
ACUAGGAUAGACCAGCAUCACAACAUCAGCCGGUGGCUGGAAGUGUUGGUUUGGUACACUAUUCAUUUGGUACACGCUCGAGCCUUCAGACAAGAUGCCCUGGCCGUUCUCAGAGUCCAUUAAGAAGCGGGCCUGCCGGUACCUGCUGCACCGUUACCUGGGGAACUUCCUGCAGGAGAAGCUGAGCUUGGACCAGCUGAGUGUGGAUCUGUACCAGGGCACGGGCUCCCUAUCACAGGUGCCCCUGGACAAAUGGUCUCUGAACGAGAUCCUGGAGUCCGUGGAGGCUCCAUUCGAGGUGAUCGAAGGCUUCAUCCAGACCAUCACGCUGACGGUGCCCUGGGCCUGUCUGCUGCAGGACCACUGCGCUCUGGAGGUCCGCGGGCUGAGGAUGGUGUUCAGGCCUCGUCCUCGUGCAGCCUCGGGGCAGGAGCCCAUGUGCUGGUCCAGCUUCAUGACGAGCAGCAUGCAGUUGGCCCGCGAGUGCCUGAGCCAGAGGCUGACGGACGAGCAGGGGGAGAGCUUCCAACCGCUCGAGGGGCUGGAGACGUUUGCUGAGACCAUAGAGACAGUUUUGAGAAGAAUCAAGGUGGCCUUCUUGGACACGGUCCUCAGGAUCGAGCACAUUCCGGCUAAUUCCAAGACGGGCAUCGCUCUUGAACUGCGCAUCAACAGGAUGGAGUACUGCGAUGAGCUGGCGGAGGAGAGCCCCAAUGUGAACGUUCACCAGCCCACCACCUUCGCCCACAAGAGCCUGAGCCUGGAGGGCCUCAGCGUCUACUGGGACGAGUUCCCCGAGAGCAGCCGCACCGGCCUCAAAGCCUCGCCAACCAGAGUGGACUCGGAGCUGAAGCUGUCUCCCAGCUGGAACCCCCACAUCAUGUGCGAGCCACACCCCCAGUUCAACGCCCCCACCCCCAGCGCCCCGCCCUUCCCCCCGCUACAGGUGGGCCAGCUGGGGGGACGCCUGGCGCUGUCCCUGGUGCUGAAGCAGAACGAGGCCGUUCCUGGAGCCAAGCUUGAUGUUGACGGGGACAUGGAGUCUCUGGUGCUGCUGCUGUCGCCCCGCCAGGUUCACCUGCUCAUGGACAUGUGGGGAGGCUUCUCCCCCUCUGCAGGUCAGGAGUGGGCGGGCCUUAAGGACAGGAAGUGCCGCCCGAUGCAGCAGGAGGAUGAGUACCGACUGCACAUGGAGCUCAACCGCUGCCUCAAGAAGGAAACCAUGGCAACGGUGGCAGAGCAGGACCUGUUUGAGAGCCAGACCACCAGGACCGUGUCCAGCAGAGAGGAUGUGUUUUUCUCCAUGGCUGAGAUGGACAUGUCCCACAGCCUAUCGUCUUUGCCGCCACUCGGGGACCCGCCCACUGUGGACCUUGACCUGUCACUCAACAGCAACUACUCCGCACCUCUGGACGAGUCACCGUCUGGCCAAACAGCUGGAUGGGACGAGUACCUGGAGGUCAACCGUCAGCGAGACCAGCAGCAGGACACACACACACACACACACCACAAGCUGCACAGACAGACCUCUCACCUCCCUGAUGACUCGUGUCCUGAGUUGGUGUUGCGUUUGGCUGUGGAGCGCCUCCUGGUGGCCGUCCUGCACAUCGACCCUCUGCCCCCUCCAGACUCCGCCCACAGUCCUCUCACACCAAUGGCCACAGACUUCUUCAAAAUUCUCAACACGGACAAGCUCCUCCCCAAUGGCUUCCUCCAAUCACGGGACGUGUUUGACAAGGCCUGCCCCCAUGAUCACCUCAGGCUGGUGGGUGAAGGGGUGAAGGCGUUGUAUGAACACACCCAGGGCUCCAGUGCGAUGCGUCUGAACUCUGAGAUCUCCUUCAGCCAGAUGGAGCUUCUAGAGUGCCUCUUCUCCACAGAGACCCCCAACAACACACACACCGCACAGUACACAGAGCUCCUGACGUUUGAUGCCACAAGCAGCAGCCCCUGUCCAGCUCCAUGCCUUCACCUGUUCUACAAACUCACUGAACGGAGAGGCCCCCAGGGAGGUCAGGUUCGCACGUUGCCGGGGCGAGCCGACUUGAGGGUGGAGCUUGGUGGUUGCCGGGUGGAGCUUGACAUCAGUAUUGUUGACCGUCUCCACUCCCUGCUGCAGCCACGGAAACACGUCACUAUGGAGAUGAUGACCUCACACAUGUACACAUCCUACAAUAAGCCUGUUAGCCUGCACAAGGCCUUUGCGGAGGUGUUUCUCGAUGACAGCCGCACCCCCGCUCAGUGUGAGGUGUGUGUGUGUGUGAGCACCCCACGGCUGGUGUUGUGUCUGCGGUUCCCCAUCCCGGACCUGCGCUGCGAUGCGGAACGCGGUCCCUGGUUCCGCCGCCGCCUGCAGAGAGAACAGCUGCUGCUGGAGUUUCAGGAGCUCGAACUCAAGAGCCACUUCACAGGAGGAACACACGCAGAACAGAGCACCGUGGAACUCAACUAUAGAGAACUUACCGGUCAUCUCCAUGACGAUGAGCAGGACGGGGUCGUGUGCUUUCUGCGUGUGGCUCACAGUUUGGAGGACCUCAGCACCUCCGACAGCGGCAAGUUUGAUUGGCCGAGGGUUGUGUUGAAGGUUAACCCCAUGGCUGUUCACUCCCUCCUGGAGCGAGUGACGGCAGAGGAAGAGGAGGAGGAGGAAGAGGAGGGCUCAGGGGCGGGCCUUCAGGAGGAGGAAGCAUCUCAUUCGCUGAAAGACGUGUGUGACUUUAGCCAACCAGAACCCUCUCCCUUCUCAUCACGUCGGGUGAUGUACGAGAAUGAAGAGAUGGUCAUUCCUGGAGAUGUGCUGGAGAUGACGGAGUUCCAGGAGAAAACUACGGCCAACUCUCGCUUCACCCUGGAGCUCAGCAUCCCCAACCUGCAGAUCACCAUACCCAGCAAAGCCUUCUACGAGACACUCCACAACAGAAUAAACAAUGACUUGUUGCUAUGGGAACCCACCGCACCAUCCCCCGUGGAGACUGUAGAGAGCAUGCCGUAUGGGGUCGGCCUGUCCGUCGCCAGUCAGCUGAUCAACACACACAGCAAAGACUUCAGCCCUGAGGAGGAGGAUAGUGGCUCAGAGGAGGACCCUCUGGCAUUUCCUUCGGCGAUGGAUAUGGGAAGCCGGAGGAGGAAGAAGAGGAUGAAGAGUCAGAGCCGCACCUGCCAGAGCCUCUUCUCCAUCUGCCUCAACAUCAACCAGGGUCUACUGUCCCUACACACACAGGCCAAGGGUGAGGGUGUGUGUGCUGGGGAGGUGUGGACUGAGCUGCGCGGGGCGGUGCUGUUUGGAGUGGCUCAGUAUGAAGGCGCUGAAGACCAGCACUACCUCUGCUUCCACACCAGCAGCUUCAGCCUCUACCACCAAGGUCUUACGGAAAGCGAUUCUAGGCCAGUUGAGGUGACGCUUCCUAACAGGCCUCGACCUCAUUGGCUGGACCCAACCCUCUAUGCCUCAGAGACCGCCCCCGAACCUGGCCCCGCCCCCUCUGAGGGCCUCGGGGCGGAGCCUCACAGCAUGCUGUCGGCUGCAGUUAAGGUGUUGACACACACACCAGAGCAGAACAUGAAGGAGUACCUGGUUGCCGUGGGGAUUCGUGGGGUGACCCUGCAGCACAGAGUGGUUGCGUCCGGCCAAGGCUGGUAUGACCAGAUAGCAGACUUCCUCAAUGUGAGGGAUGAGGCGGUCCUGGGAUACACUCCGCCCACCUCCAUCAGCACAUUACACAUGCACCUGUGGAGCUGUGCACUGGACUACAGGCCACUCCAUCUGCCAGUCCGGUCUCUCGUCACCGUGGAAACCUUUAGCAUUUCGAGUAGCCUGGCUUUAGACCACUCCUCCUCAACCAUCAGGAUCAUUUUAGAUGAAGCAGCACUCUUUCUGUCGGAAAAGACCAAUGUGUUGUCUGUCAAUCUAAGUCGAGAUUAUGUGCAAGUGGUAGACAUGGGAACCCUAGAACUCCGCAUCACAGCGGCCAAACGAGGAACAGAUGCCGAGCAGUCAGAGCCACGGUUUGAGCUGCGCUGCUCCAGUGAUGUCAUCCACAUCCGGACCUGCUACGACUCGUGUGCGGCACUCAUGAACCUCAUCCAGUAUGUGGCCAACUAUGGAGACCUGGCGCCCCCUACUGGCUCGGAGGCCAGCAGCAACACCAAACCCAGGGCUAAGUCUGAGGCGCCCGGCCCCCACCCUUCCCAGACUCCUCUGCUGCCGGAGGCGGAGCAACAGAUGCUACAGGAGCUGAUGAGUGAUGCCAUGGAGGAAGACGAAGAGAGCCAGACACACACACACCCCAACGGUUUCCAUGACAACCUGAGACAGGAGACAGACCCCCCCCGCUCCGACCUCUUCCUGUUCCCAGAUGAGAGUGGGAAUCUUCCAGAAGCCAGCCCCCCCUUCCCCACCGCCCUGCAUUCGCCCCUCAUCUCCCCCCCCGCCCCGACCGUCACACACGACUCCGACGACUUCUGCAUCCUGGACACGCCAACCUCUCGAGGAGCAGAGAGGGAUGAGGAACCAAUGGUGCAAAAGCUGACUUCAGAGCCGAUCGUGGUGAAGGAGAACCACUUCAGCCCGCUGGCCAGCAGGGCGGCGCUCUUCCCCACUCCGGACGUGCGCUACCUGCUGAAGGAGAUCUCUGUGGUGUGGCACCUGUACGGGGGGUGGGACUUCAGCAGUGGGGGGCCUGGCUCCUCCCCCAGCCGAAGCCGAGGGUGCUCCCCCUCUCAGACUCCUAUGCGGCAGCAGGCACGAUGUGGGCGUGUGGGCGGUGGAUUGGGUCGGAACCUCGACGUGCUCAUGGAAAUCCAGCUGAGCAAGGUGCGGUUCCAGCACGAGAUGUACCCCCACCCCCCCCCGGAGCGGGGCGGCCCAGAGAGGCUGCUGUCCAGGCAGGUGUUUGUGGUCCAGGAGCUGGAGGUCCGAGACCGUCUGGCCUCCUCCCAGAUCAACAAGUUCCUCUACCUCUACUCCAGCAAAGACAUGCCCCGCAAAGCCCACUCCAACAUGCUGAUGGUGAGGGCGGUGCACAUGUCUGUGGAGGCGGUUGACUCUCCUCAGGAGUGCUGUCUGCGCGUGUCCCUCAUGCCGCUCCGCCUCAACAUCGACCAGGACGCUCUGUUCUUCCUGAGGGAUUUCUUCAGCAGUGUGGCGGCCGAGGUUGAGCUCUUCUCUCCCCCUGAACAAGAGGCCUUGUGUGUGUCCAUGAAGAUGCCUGCAGGCUCAGAUGUUUCCUGUAGCUUUUCCAGACACUCAAGCCAGGACCCCGCCCCCAUCAUCUCCAUGCCAACUCAGGGCCAGACCAAUCAGAAUGGCCUCGGCGAGCCCAGUGGGCAGGACCCAGAGCGAGAACCCGCCUCCCCAGUCUUCACCGACCAACCAAUCUUCUUCAGAGAGUUCCGCUUCACCUCUGACGUGCCGAUCCGACUGGACUACCAUGGAAAACACGUUGCCAUGGAGCAGGGUACGUUUGCUGGUAUUGUGAUGGGUCUGGCCCAGCUGAAUUGCUCUGAGUUGACCUUAAGGACACUUUGCUGCAGGCAGGGGUUGUUGGGAGUGGACAGACUCUUCUCUUAUGCCAUUAAUGAGUGGCUCACUGACAUCAAGAAGAACCAGCUGCCAGGACUGCUUGGGGGAGUGGGGCCUAUACACUCACUGGUGCAGCUGGUGCAGGGAUGCAGGGAUCUGGUGUGGCUGCCUAUCCAGCAGUACCGUAAGGAUGGGCGAAUCGUGCGCGGCUUCCAGAGAGGCACAGCAUCCUUUGGGACGUGCACUGCCAUGGCGGCGCUGGAACUGACCAAUCGCAUGGUGCAGACCAUCCAGGCAGCUGCAGAGACAGCCUAUGACAUGGUAUCUCCAGGACCGAGUGGAGCAGAGGACCGGAGACUAAAACGCUAUUCUCAUCACCGAUUGGCUCAUCAGCCUGUUGAUCUGCGAGAGGGUGUGGCCAAAGCCUACAGUGUUGUCAAAGAGGGUCUGACGGACACGGCUCUGGGCAUCAUCAUCACGGCGACGCGUGAGCACGAGCAGCGAGGCGUGACUGGGGCAGUGGGCGGAGUCUUGCGUCAGUUGCCGCCUGCGGUGGUCAAGCCUCUCAUCGUUGCCACGGAAGCGACCUCGAACGUGCUGGGCGGGAUGCGCAACCAGAUCCAACCGGACGCGCGGCAGGAGGAGACGCAGAAGUGGCGUCUGGGGGAGGAGUGACCAGCACCACAGCCAAUCAGAUUCUCUGAUAUGUGUGGCCCUUGUGUGACCUCAACCUUGGAC